AUUUGGGUGACUGUAUAGGAAAGUGAUCUUCCUUGUAACAUAGGAAAGAAUCCUGCAUUUUCCCUGCUCUUUCUCCCUUUUCCAGUUCCAGCCCUGAGGCUGCCGUCCUUCACCCGCUUUUCUGGGAGGAAAGGCCCCUCCAACUCUCUCAGCCUUUAAGGCUCCUGAAGACUUUUUAUGCAACAAAGCAAGUAUGAUAUAAUUGGCCUCACUGAAACCUGGUGGGAUGAGUCUCAUGGUUGGAAUGUGGAAAUAGAGGGGUAUAACCUUUUUAAGAGAAAUAGGCCAAACAGGAAAGGAGGAGGAAUAGCACUAUAUGUCAGAGAUAUUUACACCAGUGAAGAGAUCCAAGAGAAUAAUGUACAUUGAUGGUACUUUGUAAAUACCUGAUAAUAUCAGUAAUAACAAAAGGUAUUGGUUUUGCAGGCUGUUGCAGCAGAGCAUCUUAGGGACAUCUUUGCCCUCAGGCGGAAGGUGGAGAAAUAACUUUAAUCUUUGGCUUAAAAAACAUAGAUGGAGGAACAAAAAUCAAUUGGUCCUGAAGGAAAUAAGGGCCACAAAGACCUCAUUGCUGAGAGCAGAGGGGGAAUCUGGGAGAGGAUAAUCCAGGGGUCCAUGAGAGAGGAGCUUGCCAACUCAGAGACGCAAUGCCAGUGCUUCAGACAGCUCUCCUACAAGGAAGGAGAGGGACCCCGAGAGGUUUGCAGCCGACUCCACCAUCUCUGCUGUCAGUGGCUGAAGCCAGAGCGACACACGAAAAGUGAGAUCCUGGACCUGGUGAUCUUGGAGCAGUUCCUGAGCAUCUUGCCCCCAGAGAUGGGGAACUGGGUCAGGGAAUGUGGGGCAGAGACCUGCUCCCAAGCGGUGGCCCUGGCAGAGGGUUUCCUCCUGAGUCGGGCAGAGGCAGAGAAGAAGGAGAAAGAACAGCAGGCCAGAAACCUCUUGUCAGAAAUACACUCUGAAUUCCUUGGGGCAGAGAAGGCUCCAUUGGAUCCCAGGCAGAGUCCCCAAUGGAGGGUAGUCAAGGAGGAGUUUGAUGCAGGAGGGCCCCUGCAAGAGGCUGGAAUGAUCCCACCAGCAAGACCUCGGUCAACUCUCCCUCUUUGCGGUGAACCAGAUCAGAGCCUGUUGAUUUUUGAGGAGGUGGCCGUGUCUUUCUCCCCGGAGGAGUGGGCCCUGCUGGCUCCAGACCAGAGAGCCCUGCACAGGCAGAUCACGGCAGAGAUCUCUGGGAUCAUGGCCUCUCUUGAUGCUUUCCCCCUGGAGAGCAUCUCUUCUCAAGUGUAA
This is a messenger RNA of Sceloporus undulatus (fence lizard), 1287 nucleotides long. RefSeq names its product zinc finger protein 197-like. Gene Ontology annotation, biological process: regulation of DNA-templated transcription. The transcript has 5 exons. NCBI's taxonomy places the organism in Eukaryota, Metazoa, Chordata, Lepidosauria, Squamata, Phrynosomatidae. The record is from RefSeq and is a predicted model, not a curated record. Bases 514 to 1287 code for a protein of 257 amino acids.